Dipodomys spectabilis (banner-tailed kangaroo rat) is the source of this 1906-nucleotide messenger RNA. It is a transcript of the gene Fiz1, whose product is annotated as FLT3 interacting zinc finger 1. Lineage: Eukaryota; Metazoa; Chordata; Mammalia; Rodentia; Heteromyidae. The record is from RefSeq and is a predicted model, not a curated record. The transcript has 3 exons. The coding region runs from base 248 to 1852 and encodes 534 amino acids.
GCCCGCCCGGGGGCCGCCGCGCCUGCGCGCCUCCGCGGGAUGUGGCCAUCCACGUCCCCCACCUCGUGGAGGUGACUUUCUUCCCACAAAGCCCCGGCCGGGGACCCAAUCAAGGACAGGGACCGAAUAGCUGAGAAGCGGGAAAUGUCUGCUUAGUGCCCGUAGUUAACAUGGCGCCUGGCGCCUUCAGAGCCCAAGGAGGCCAAGUGAAAGCACGCCCACCACCGCCACUGAUACCCCUGCCACCAUGGACGACGCCCCGCCGCCCGCACCCCAAGCCCCGGUCCCUGUGGCGGCUCAGGCGCCAGCGCCCCCGGCCGCCACCCCCCGGGUCCCAUUUCACUGCAGCGAGUGCGGCAAAAGCUUCCGCUACCGUUCAGACCUGCGGCGCCACUUCGCCCGCCACACGGCGCUCAAGCCCCACGCGUGUCCACGCUGCGGUAAGGGCUUCAAGCACAGCUUCAACCUGGCCAACCACCUGCGCUCGCACACUGGGGAGCGCCCCUACCGCUGCUCCGCCUGCCCCAAGGGCUUCAGGGACUCCACCGGCCUGCUGCAUCAUCAGGUCGUCCACACCGGAGAGAAGCCCUACUGCUGCCUGGUCUGCGAGCUGCGCUUCUCCUCGCGCUCCAGCCUGGGCCGCCACCUGAAGCGCCAGCACCGCGGUGCGCUCCCGGCCCCGCUGCGCGCCCCGCUGCAGACCAACCCUGGCCUGCCGGCCCUGGGCGCCCCUUGCGCUGUCUGCUGCAACGCUGGGCCCUGCUCAGUGUGCGGGGGCGCAGGAAGCGCAGGAGCUGGUGGCGGCGGUGGUGGCGGCGGCAGCAGCAGCAGCAGCGGCGGAGGCGGAGGAGGAGGAGGAGGAGACGGCGCGGAGGCCCCGGGCCCGGCCAGCUGGGGCCUGGCGGAGGCGGCGGCCGCGGCCGCGGCAUCACUGCCCCCGUUCGCCUGUGGCGCCUGUGCCCGGCGCUUCGACCACGGGCGCGAGCUGGCGGCGCACUGGGCAGCGCACACCGACGUGAAGCCCUUCAAGUGCCCGCGCUGCGAGCGUGACUUCAACGCGCCCGCGCUGCUGGAGCGGCACAAGCUCACGCAUGACCUGCAGGGCGCCGCGCCACCGCCCGGGCACGUCUGGGGCGCGGGGCUGGAGGUUGGAGGCGAGGGCUUGGGGCUGGAGGUGGGCGUUGGCGGCGAGGGCGCUGGGCCGGAGGGCUCGGCCCCCUCUGCCUGGGGGGGCGCCCUGCUCCUUGGCCCGCCUGGUGGCGGCGGCGGUCUGGCCGAGCUGGGCGCCCUGCUUCCAGAGGGUGUCGCUGAGGUCCCCACCGAGCCCCUGGAGGACACCCUGUACCAGUGCGACUGCGGGACCUUCUUCGCCGCGGCUGCCGCCCUGGCCGGGCACCUGGAGGCACACGCGGGCCCCGCAACCUACGGCUGCGGGCACUGCGGGGAGCUGUACGCGGGGCUGGCCGCGCUGGAGGAGCACCGGCGGGUGAGCCAUGGGGAGGGCGGCGGGGGCACGGAGGCGGAGGCGGCCGAGGGCCCUGCGGCGCCUGGGGAGCCCGGGGAGCCCGCGCCCAGCGCGGGCCGCAGCACCAAGAAGAUUUUCGGCUGCUCCGAGUGUGAGAAGCUGUUCCGCUCCCCGCGCGACCUGGAGCGGCACGUCCUGGUGCACACCGGGGAGAAGCCGUUCCCCUGCCUGGAGUGCGGCAAGUUCUUCCGCCACGAGUGCUACCUCAAGCGCCACCGGCUGCUGCACGGCCCCGAGCGGCCCUUCCCCUGCCACAUCUGCGGCAAGGGCUUCAUCACGCUCAGCAACCUCUCCCGGCACCUGAAGCUGCACCGAGGCAUGGACUGACGGGCCAGCCCGGAGGCCCGUCCCGCCCAGAGACCGCCCCCCCCCCCCCCCGGC